AUGAAAUUAGUAAAUUUUUUGAAAAAACUUCGUAAUGAGCAAUUAACUAUUGAAUUGAAAAAUGGUACUACCAUAUGGGGUACUCUUCAGACUGUUUCACCACAGAUGAAUGUAACAUUAACGGAUAUAACUUUAUCACUACCAACUAAUAAAAAUCCUCAAGCUCAAGCAGCAUUUUUUUUAGCAUCAAACUCAAAUAAUACAUCUUCUAAUUCUAGCUCAAAUUCAGAUAUUCAAUUGCAAUAUAUUAAUGUUAGAGGCAAUACAAUUAGACAAAUAAUUCUACCUGAUUCACUCAAUUUAGAUUCUCUUCUGAUAGAUGAACAACAACUACAAAGACUAAGGAAAUCAGGUAAAUUGGUAGAUGAUUCUAGUAAAAAGAGAAGGAGAGAUUAUGGCACAAAUACUUCAAAACGUCUAAGAAGAGGCAUCUAA
This is a messenger RNA of Henningerozyma blattae CBS 6284, 435 nucleotides long. It is a transcript of the gene SMD1, whose product is annotated as mRNA splicing protein SMD1. The record is from RefSeq and is a predicted model, not a curated record. Lineage: Eukaryota; Fungi; Ascomycota; Saccharomycetes; Saccharomycetales; Saccharomycetaceae. The coding region runs from base 1 to 435 and encodes 144 amino acids. Gene Ontology annotation, cellular component: commitment complex; spliceosomal tri-snRNP complex; SMN-Sm protein complex. The transcript has a single exon. Gene Ontology annotation, molecular function: RNA binding. Gene Ontology annotation, biological process: RNA processing; spliceosomal snRNP assembly.